Molecule: messenger RNA, 2434 nt
Organism: Limulus polyphemus (Atlantic horseshoe crab)
Lineage: Eukaryota; Metazoa; Arthropoda; Merostomata; Xiphosura; Limulidae
Product: dual specificity protein phosphatase 3-like
Exons: 5
Coding region: 300-944 (214 amino acids)
Biological process (GO): protein dephosphorylation; negative regulation of MAPK cascade
Cellular component (GO): cytoplasm
Molecular function (GO): MAP kinase phosphatase activity; protein tyrosine/serine/threonine phosphatase activity
Source: RefSeq, a predicted model, not a curated record
GUACUAGUAAACAAUACUUAUAUUUUUUAUUUAUGCUUGCACAUAACAUAAAAUUAUACACAUUUUGUGCCUCUACGAAUUUCCUUGAGUUAGCCACAGCUAUUUGAAAUGGCGUUUUCAUUUGGUAUAUAGUGGUUCGUUCAUAACGAUUUGUGGAGUUUCAUUUCUACUUUCUGAGGAGUCACAACCGUAUUCCUAACCGCUCAGGGAAACCGACGAGUCUUACAAGAGUCGCUUUACGUUUUCAUAAUUCGGUUGAGUGUGGGACGGUAAUUUACACUCUCACUGUCUUUAAGUGUAUGGUGAUGAUGGCUAUGCAUCCAAAUUAUAAAGAAUGUAAUAACAAAACAACCACAGUUACACAUCUACACCAUGUGAUUCUUCAUACUAGACCUUACCCAAAAGUUUCAUGCAAUGUGCAUACUAUUCUUCCUCAUUCUUUGGGCAAACAUAUUCCAUUUGGAGAGCAUAUGACAGUAACUGAAGAUUGUGAUGAAGUAUACCCAAGUAUCUUCAUUGGAAAUGAGAGUACAGCCAGAAACAUAGCAUUUCUUCAACAAAUAGGCAUAACUCAUGUUGUAAACACUGCUGAAGGCACUGGAAUUGGCCAAGUGAAUACUGGCAAGAGUUAUUAUCAUAGCAUCAGUGUUCAGUAUCUGGGUAUGAACAUACUAGAUAUUCCACAAGCUCGUAUUUCAAGUCAUUUUGAUGAAGCUGGAAACUUUAUAGAUUCUGCUUUAAAAAAUGGAGGUAAAGUGUUAAUUCACUGUUUUAUGGGAAUCUCACGAUCAUCAACUGUUGCCAUUGCCUACCUUAUGUUGAAAAAAGGAAUGACUGCUGAGGAGGCCCUGCAUGUGCUACGAAGUAAACGAGAUGUAAGACCAAAUGAAGGAUUUUUACAGCAGUUGGUUGAAUUAGACAGUAAAUUAAAAUGUCAAUGCUAAGGUGUUUUGUUUUUACUUUAACUCCCAAAUUAAAGAAGUGAUGUUUAUCUGUGAUUUAUACCUGCCCUUAAAAUAAAAGAAUUAGUCAUUUACUAUUAGCAUGUUUGAGUUUUAAGUUACUUCUAUUUCUGUAAGAAAUUUAAUGUGUUAUGUUAAACUUAUUUUUAAUUGCUUCUUUAUGCAAAUGUAUUGCGAUUACAGGUUUAUUUGAAUUUAUUCAUGACCUGCAGUUAAAAGUUAAAAUUUUCAUAAGUUAGUUUUAUUAUAAAUAUUGAACCUGAGUUUUUAUAUGCUCUGUAUAUCCUACCAGGAAGAUCAGGUUUUGUAAAAGGAAUGGAAAUAGUAGAAUAAUGUCUAAUAUAAAAAUUGAAGAAAAAAUAUUAAUAUAUUUGAAUUCCUUAUACCUCAUCCAUAAUUGCCUCUAAAAUGAUAAUUACUUUAUAGGCAGAGUUUUAAAGCAAUAGUAGCACAAGUGUGCAAACAUAUGUAAUUUUAUAACUGUUUAUUUAAAUAUCUUAUCACUUCAACAGUUCUAUAAUGCCAACUUCCAGUGAUUUGUGUUUCCACCUUAUAAUAGUAAGGGUAUUUUCUUUGUUGUCAUGUUGUAUCCACUAACUCUGAAACAAACAUAUGCAACCACACAUUUCAUAGUCAUUAUUGUUUGUGGAUUAUUAAUUGUAUCAUAAAGCUAUUUUUGGAUAUAUCUCUUUUAUGAAUUUAAAAAUAUAUGUUUUAUAAAGACACAUUUGAAACAUGAGCACCUACGACUGUUUCACUUGCCUGUACAUAUAGGAUUACUAGUAGUUUUGUAUUUUAUAUAGAUAGUAGUUUAAUGCUAAUAUCAGAUUUUUUCUGUGAAAAUGUGGACUAUUCUACUAUUGAGUUUGUUUGGUAAAUCUGUGCCAAAACUUAUACUUCUUGUUUAAUAGGAUUGAGUUAAAUAUUAACAAAUUUUUUUAUUUAAUUUGAAAUUGUUAUAAAAUAGUAUGUUCAAUGGAAUAAGCUCUUGCAAUUGUAUGUCUUCUAAGAAUUUAGGUAACAUAUUUGUUUGCCUUUUUUUUUCAUAUUAACAUAAAAGAACUUACGCUAAACAUAAUUUCUUAUUAAUGAAACAAAUUUUUUUUCAUUCUUUUAGUUAAUACUUAAAUUUUGAUAAAAUAAAACAACAAAGUAUUGCAUUUAUUUGUAAAAGUUUAUAUUUUUGGAAACCAUUAUUGCUUCUGAAAAGUGGCAACAUUUUAUUGCCUAGCCAUCUGUUUUUCUAUUUAAGAUAUAAUCUAUUCAAUUAAUAUUUUUGUAUUUUUGUGAGAAUUUUCUCUCAAAAUGUACAAAAAUCAUGUUUUUAAGUACAAUCAAUAAGUGUUUAUUUAUCACAUUUACUGAGAAACAGUGGAUAAAUGGUAAGCUCUUGUGUACACUAACUACUCAACAAAACCAGAUUUUAGUAUUAUGUUUCAGUUUGAAAUAGUAAAUAAAAGAGUACAAAAUGG